GGUAGUUAGUUUCUAUAUUUGUAGCAAAAAAGAUUGUGAUAUUUUAAAUACUGAAUAAAAUAUUUUAUAUUUUAAUGCUUGUGCUACUGUAAUUAUAUUGAAUAAAAAGUAAUGGUGAUGGUUUACUUUCAUUUGAACAUGCAUCAGGUUACAAUUGAGUGCAUCCCAUAAUCAGUUCCGAGUUCCAAAAGCAAUAGCCUCCAAUGUAUUUAUUACAAAUUUUAAAAUAGGUUUGAAACGGACAGGCGAGAAGGACAAAAACUAGGGCUGUCAAUCGAUUAAAAUGUUAGAUUGUGAUUAAUAACAUUUUGUCUACCGUUAACUCAGAAUUAAUCAUAUUUAAUCCCAGAUAGAAAUAAGUUAUUAUCUAUAAUAACUUAUUUCUAUCGCUGUCACUACACCCGGAAGUGCUGUCACUACAACCAGCUAACUGGCUAACGUGGAUCUCCUGAAAUCUUCAUUCUACCUGCUGCUCUGAGUUUCCGCGAAUGUCAGAAGUGUAUUCUCUACAGUUGGGCCCUUUUCUGGGCCCUUGUCUGUAAGUCUCGCUCUUUCAUAUUCUGCACUGUUGCUACUUCACAGUUGUGAACACGACGCCGUUUCUACACAGAGGGCUCCAUUGGAGCCCCUGCGUGUAAGUCUCUGUCUCCGCUAACCACCACUCUUCUACUCCACUGCUGCCUGCCAUAAGCAGAAUCGUGCACGUUCAGCCUUGCUCUGGCCGUCUGCCUACUGUUUUUCAGCAACCUUACCCCCCAUGGCCCCACUUACCUCCACUUCCGGCUGCCCUGACUGCUCGAUCCUCCUGGGAAAAAUCCACGAGUUGGAGGAGCGCAUUACUACCAUGCACAGGGUCCGCGAGGCUGAACUCCUAAUGGACACCAUCACUUUCCGUCUCCCAUCUCCACGGUCCGAAUCUACCACACAUCAAGCCUCUCUCGCUGCCUCAACGGAUAGUCCACCUCUCCCGCUGCAUGAUGUCCUCCACGAUCGGCCGGAUGUUUCCCUCGCUGUCCCCCCGGCAGCUCCCAACGCCGCAGCCGUCUUGCCGGGGGAUAAACCCAAGUCCUUGGCGACCUCCACCCCAGCUAAACUGUCACCCAGGCCAAAAAGCUCUGGUCGCGUCUCUGUUGUGAACUUCACCCCUGCACCACGGCGCCAUCUUGCCUCUUUAACUUCUACCAUUCCAGCUGCGGAGUCGCCCCCACCCCAUGUGACCUCGCCACCCCAUGUGACACCGCCGCUGCCACCUGUCCAGGCUUCUUCGGCACCGCCCCGUCCCCUCUUCCCUCCAACCACCAUCAUCAUUGGGGACUCCAUCACGAGGAACAUUCGCUUCUUCAACGCCAUAACAUACUGUUUCCCCGGAGCCACUGUCCCCCUCAUCCACUCAAAGCUUGUUGACAUUGUUGAGCGAUCUCUCCCCCCAUCUGUCCGUAGAAUAAUUGUACACGUUGGCUGCGUUGAUGCCUUCCGCCGUCAGUCUGAAAUUACCAAAGUGCAGUUCAAUAAUAUUUUUCAGUUCCUUCGCAAAACUGGCAAGACUAUCUUCAUUAGUGGCCCUCUCUCACCUCACAACCGCGGGUAUGGUAUAUUCAGUCGUAUUCUCUCCCUCCACACAUGGCUCCAGUCUGCUACAAACUCCCUCUCUCUUAACUAUAUUGACAACUUCGAUCUUUUUUGGGGCCGGAAAUCCUUUUUUAAUCCUGACGGCCUCCAUCCUAGCAAGCUUGGCAGUCGGAUUUUAACAGUACACUUACAACACGCUGUUCACAGUGCGUGACUAUUUACAUUUAGUCAGACACGCCCCCCUUUUUCUUUUUCUUCUUCCAUAUCCGGCUACAAUUUUACCCACAGCUCCUCCUGCAGGCCACAGCGUUCACUGCACCCUGCUACUGCUGGCUCUACUUUUCAGCCUGUUCUUUCACCUACAAACAAGAUCCCAUCCCACUGGUCAUACCGCCCGACUGGACUCCGCUAUUACAACAAUAAAUUUGAUAAAUCUCCGCCCACUCUCCCGCAGCCAAGAUCAAAUGAUGAACUCUUAUAAUCUCAAAUUAUCCCUCCUACACUCUAAAAAAUGAUUCAUGGGAUUAGUUAGUUGAGCUUAAAAUCAAGAGCUUUUUCAACAUAAAAGAAUAAGGUUGUUACAUGGACUUAUUAUAACAAGUUGGUAACUUAUUUUAAGAAGUUGGUCCAGCUGAAAAUAUGGGGUUAGUUAGUUGAGCUUAAAAUCAAGAGCUUUUUCAACAUAAAAUGAUAAACUUGUGUCACUGACUUAUUAAAACAAGUUGUUAACUUAUUUUAAGAAGUUGGUCCAGCUGAAAAUAGAAAACCAUGUUAACUUAAAUAUGUAUGUAUAUUUUGAACAAAACUUUCAAAUUCAAAUACAAAAACUUUAUCUGUCCCCAGGGGUAAUUCAAAGGCCACAUUAAACAUGCCGUUUCAAAACAAGAGCACCGCUCAUGUUCAUAGUAAUGGGAGCUUUUAUUUUGAAAAAAACAGGGAAGACGUUCUAUUGUACGAUGUCUCCGAGAUGUCAGGACCGAACGUUUCUCCGAAUUUUCUGGAUGAAGUGAACACAUAUUGGUAAGCUACAGGGUCACAUUCUCACUUAAAAGGUUGUUAAAACUUGAUGAAAUGACAUAUUACCACAGCUAGAGCCAAAUGUUCAACAGCUUUCAGAAGCUGCUCUGCUCCUGCUUCUGGUUUUAUCCUGCAAUCACGUACAGAGAGGAGCCAGACUGCGACUGCUAUUAAUGCCUGUUGGAAAAUCAAAAAAAUCAGAAGAAAAAAACAAGAGUUUCUAUGGAGUAAUACGAGGUAAGUAACUGUUUUUGCUUUAUUUUGUUCAUAACGGCUACUAACUGUAUCAGCAAAUGUUGCACUAAUUCGUGUUAACACAGACAUAAUUGAAGUUAAGCUAAUUUAGCCAUUUUGUGUUCAUACAGCCGACUUCCGCGCACAUUUCGAAAUGUCCUUUUGCCCGCGCUCUCUCGCCCAGCGCCGCCCCUCGACCGUUUAUCGUCAGACAAAGACGUCUUCUGCUGCAGGUUUGUAUGUUUGGUUUACUGUGGCAGCCGAACGAUUUUAAUUAGCGGUAAACGUUAGUUAUAUCACUGCAAAGGUAAGAGAAAUUAGUGUAUUGUUUUGUUCAAAUUUAAAGUUUGGACUACAUUGAUGAAGUUUGGCCAGCUAGUAGUUUCUGUGGUAAUCUUUGUAGUUUUACUUUUAUUACAUUAUUCUUCAGUGGGAAAUGUUAAAGUGAACAAAGCUUUGUUCCUAUCCUUGUCUUUGCCACAGAAAUAAAAGUCUUCAACAUUUAAUCAUAGUAUAAGCAGGCAUAUAGGAUUUUUUGCAUUGGGUUUUGUAGAAGUAUACUUAUGGACACAAAUCUAAGACUUGGUGUGAAGUUUGAUGAUGAGGAAAUGUCAGUGUGAUGUAAAAUUUCUUGGAGACUGAAUCAACCAGUACUUCUCAGCAUACUAGUUUAUAUGAUAAAUGUGAUGAAAAUUCAAAGUCCAAAGCUUUUAUUUAUCUAGAGUAAUUUUUAGUGGUCAUAUUCUUCUCCCAUACUGAAUGAUUAUAUGAUGUGUCUGCAUGUAUUCUAUAACCCAAACUGAUGUAAUGUUUUCUCUAAUAGAUACCCUGAUGUCUCCUCAAGCCAAACUUCGGAUCAUUCUUCAGGACCAUGAAAUUCGCAAACUGGACUUACCGGAUGGAAUCCCUGAUACUGUGGAUGAACUUGAGUCUAUUGUGAGGGAGAAAUUUGGGCUUGAUGGGAACUUUACCUUGCAUUAUAAGGAUGCUGACUUUGGAGAGGAAUAUUUUUCUCUUACCUCAACAAGUGACAUCAAGGACAAGGAUACCAUUAAGGUGGUUAACAUUGUUGAACCUCCUACAGUUACUCUGACCUUUACUGAUGGGGACAGUUCCUUUGAAAGUGCAUCAGUAGCCUCGCUCCCUAAUUCUGAGACCUCUGUCCAUCCUGCUAGCAGCAGCUGUUCCUCUGGAUCGCAGGACACACUGAUUCUUUCAUCACCUGAACAGGUUACUCACCGUACACAGUGUUGGCCCACUACAUUUCCUGUACCUAAUUUUGCUUACGACACAGAGCUUGUGCUGGCCUCAGGAAAUGAAGUUUUCAAGAAGGAUGGAAUUCAGCUCAACUUUGCCACAAUCCUUCCAGACAUCCUUGAGAAGCUGGCUGAAAGCAUCUUUCUGUAUGUUGCCUACCCCACUAGUGCACAGUUUAACAAUGUUGCUGAGGCACUGAUUCAGAAGCAUCCUUGCCUUAAAGAACCAGGGUCAUAUAAUGGAUGCUACGCAUGGCAACAAAGACUAAAAUACAGUAUAAAAUGGCCAGCUAUAGAUCUAAAUUGAGAGGGCUAGGAUGCCCUGAGCUUGAUGUGAACUCUCUCAGAAAGAAGCGAGCGCAUGAGAAAGCCCCUGCAAAGAAUAUCAAAAAGCCAAGAAGGGCAGAGGUGAACUAUUUACCUCCUCACCCACAAGGAGAAACAGAAGGAACUUUGGAACAUGUAAGAUUGGAGCUCCUUGAUGAAGUAAAGAAGAGGAACAACUGCCAGGUCAUCAGUGAGAAAAUGGCAAAGACUUUCUCCAUUCGCAGGCAGGAAGUUGUCAAUCAAGCACCACAAAUCUGUGACAUAAGAGACCGAUGGCCGGCUCUUUUCGAUGCAACUCAGAUAAAUGAAGAAUUCAGAAGGAUCACCACUGGUUGCCUUGAGAGAACAUUCAUGGCAAAACUGGACCAGUAUACCCCAAAAAUAAUGGCACUGGUGUCCUCAAGAGGGGGAGCUGCAAAAAUGAAGAUUCAGCACAUAAAGAACAUGCUGCUAGAGGACCAGUCGGUAGAAAGUAGGAGAGAAGCUGCAAUCCGUAGCCUAAUCGUGUACCUGAGAGAACAGGAGGAGGAUCUCUUUAAAGAACAGCUGAAUGGUGAUGAAGUGAUGAAGAUUGUUGUGAGCAGAGGGGCAUCUGAACCAGCCAACGCAACAGUGGUGAUUGAGGGAGCAGAAGUCCUGGAUGGCCUGACUGUCCCAAGAGCAUGUGCCUUGCUCAUGGGACUAAUGUAUGCACUCAACCUGAGUUACCCAAAAGAACUGAAAAGCACUUUUGAGGUAUUUCAAAAGAUAUUCCUUGAGCUGGAUGCUCUGAGAGCAAGUCCCAAGGUAAUGUCUCUAAAAGCUAAGAGUAAAAGUAUUAAAUCAAUUUUCUACUCGAGUAAAGUACAAAUCCUUAAAAUCUGUACUCAAGUAAAGUACUUAAGUAAAUUUACUCCGUUACUUUCCACCACUGAUUAUAUGUAAUAAACAAGUUUGACCAUUAAACUGACUGAACUGUAUUUAUGUUAAUAAAAUUAAUGUUAUUGAUAAAAAAAAUUGAGAAAACAAUUUGAAAUAUUUGUGAUGAGAAAUGAAAAACA
Messenger RNA from Doryrhamphus excisus (bluestripe pipefish), 5443 nucleotides. The record is from RefSeq and is a predicted model, not a curated record. NCBI's taxonomy places the organism in Eukaryota, Metazoa, Chordata, Actinopteri, Syngnathiformes, Syngnathidae.